AUGGAAGUUCUGUAUUCAUGUGGCAGAGUUGCAUUUGCAAUAAUAACUAUAUCAUGCUGGAUCUUCUGCUUCACCUCUUCUCCUGCAAUCGCAUGCCCUUUCCCUGAGAGAAAUCUUCUCGUAGAUUUCGAGGUAGCCGUUGUAGACGAGUAUAACACUCUAAGUUCCUGGCACGGAUUCAAUUGCUGCACGUGGAGAGGAGUCAGUUGUAAUAUCCGCACAGGCCAUGUUUCUCGACUGGAUUUGAGUGGAUUCAAUUUGGAAGGUAACAUCAGUUCGUCGCUGUUCCAACUAGCACAGUUGGAGCACCUCGAUCUCAGUGACAAUCUCUUCCAGGGUAAUUUCAGUCCUCCCUAUAAUCGAAAGUUGAAGACUCUCACUUUUCUUGACUUGUCAUUUGCUGGAUAUGUAAGUGAAUUUUACGUGAGUUUGGAAAGCUUAUCAAAUCUGGUGAGCUUGGAAUACCUCUCUCUUGCUGCAGUGAACAUCUCUGCAAGCAAAGAGUGGGGUGAAGCUGUUGGCAGUCUACCCAACCUUCAAAAACUCAGCAUGACUGACUGUGGGCUUGGAGGACCAAUUCCCAAUCCCCUUCUCAACCUCACCUCUCUCCUUCAUCUCGAUCUGUCAUACAACUAUUUAUCAGCACAAGUACCUUCUUGGUUUGAAAAUCUGACUGCCCACUUGCUCUCACUUGAUCUCUCUUUGAAUGAGAAUCUUGGAGGAGACCUUUCUUUCAUCGAACAACGAAAGUCUUCUUCGUCACUAACCAGCAUUGAACUCUCAGAGACAGACAUGAAGGGCCGAAUUCCAUCUGGUAUAUGGAAUAUCUCAUGCUUGAAGCAUCUUGUUCUGUCACGUACCGGAAUUGAAGGUGAGACUCCAGCUGCUAUAGGGAAUUUGAUUUCCUUGCAAAGUCUGGAUCUAUCAGCGACCAGAAUUGAAGGUGCGAUUCCAGCUGCUAUAGGGAAUUUGAUUUCCUUGCAAAGUCUGGAUCUAUUAGCGACCAGAAUUGAAGGUGAGAUCCCAUCUGCUAUAUGGAAUAUGCCGUCUUUGAAGGAUCUUCUUCUCUCAGCCACCAGAAUUGAAGGUGAGAUUCCAUCUGCUAUAGGGAAUGCGUUGUCCUUGGAAAGUCUUUCUCUGUUUGAUACCAGAAUUGAAGGUAAGAUUCCAUCUGCUAUAGGGAAUGUAUCGUCCUUGAAGAGUCUUAAUCUAUAUAAUACCUCUAUUGAAGGUGAGAUUCCUCUCUCCAUAGUCAAUCUCUCUAAACUUGUUUCUUUGGAGCUUGUCCUACAACAAGUUAACUGGGGUAAUCCCACCUUCAUUGGACUCACUUUCUUCCCUUGUUAG
Cryptomeria japonica (Japanese cedar) is the source of this 1347-nucleotide messenger RNA. RefSeq names its product leucine-rich repeat receptor-like protein kinase PXC2. The record is from RefSeq and is a predicted model, not a curated record. The transcript has a single exon. NCBI's taxonomy places the organism in Eukaryota, Viridiplantae, Streptophyta, Pinopsida, Cupressales, Cupressaceae. Gene Ontology annotation, molecular function: protein binding. The coding region runs from base 1 to 1347 and encodes 448 amino acids.